CUAUUUUUAAUUCAACGCCGACCUAUGGAAAUUUAUAAUUUGGAAAUUAAAUUUGUAUGGUGUCAUUUUAGAUAUAAUAGUACUUGUGUUAGACGAAAGAUUGAAGUAGAUGUAAGGGUGAGAGAGAAGAUCGGGCAGAGAACAAUGGUGAAAGUGCACAAGAAGACUUUGUUGGCUUAAUCAGAAAAUAUCUGCCUGCACUUUCACACAUUAAAGGAUUGCGGCGUCCAUGGCAUAUUUUAAAAGCCAUUAGAUUAAGCAAGAGCUUGAAAGAACAUCAGGUCAUCGAUAUUCUUUAAGCUGAGAUUAAUGUACAUGACCAUUUUGCUUUAAACACUGCAAAGGUAGGAAAGUUAAGCUGCUCUAUGUGAAGGUCAUUUGUAAGGCUGGAAUUGGGCAACUACUCUGGUGCCCUCCAAGAUGCUGAAGAGGCUUUGGCAUUAGCUCCCCGUGACUCGGAUUCUUCCAUUAUAAAAAGAAACAAAAAACUUGCUUUCCAACGAAAGAGAUGGGGAGGAUGGUGGGUCAUUUUCUUGUUUUGGUUCACAGAAAGGUGGUAAGCGCAUUGUGCCUGCAUCUCGCAUUCCUGAGAGUAGCGGGCCAGCCUCUCAGCCAAAUGGACCUCAAGUGGUUGGGUUGACAAAUCAAGCCACAGGACAAGCUCCUUCUCUCUUAGCCCCCACCUUCUUCACCAGCAUCUUUCACUCAUUCUGCCCUUCCUUCCACUGCACAAUCACCUAGUUGUUUCUUAUCCUUAUCCGCUAACUCACCUGGUGGUCCUUCAUCUACAAUGUAUGCCACAGGACCAUACGCUCAUGAAACACAGCUGGUGUCUCCUCCAGUCUUCUCAAACUUCACUACUGAACCAUCAACUGCCCCUCUCACUCCUCCACCUGAGUUGGCUCAUUUAACAACUCCCUCUUCCCCAGAUGUACCUUUUGCUCAUUUUCUAUCUUCUGUGGAUCUCAAAAACAGUGAUAAGGGUAACUACAUCAAUGCAAAUGAUCUUCAAGCUACAUAUUCAUUCUACCCUGGAAGUCCUGCUAGUAGCCUUAUAUCUCGAAUAUCAAGAAACUCAGGUGACUGUUUAUCAUCUUCUUUUCCUGAACGGGAGUUCCGUCCACAGUGGGAUUCAUCAUUGUCUCCUGAGAAUGGACAAUAUCAGAGAACAGGGUCGGGGAGGGUAUCUGGGCAUGACACAAAUGGUGUCACUAGUGCUUCCCAAGAUACAAAUUUCUUUUGCCCUGCCACCUAUGCACAAUUCUACUUGGACCAAAAUCCUCCAUUUCCUCGUAAUGGUGGGAGAUUAAGUGUUUCAAAAGAUUCAGAUGUUCAAUCUACUGGUGGAAAUGGACAUAAGAGUAGGCAUGCUAGAAGUCCUAAGCAGGAUGUGGAAGAAAUAGAAGCUUACCGAGCAUCGUUUGGUUUCAGUGCAGAUGAGAUUAUAAGUACCUCUCAAUAUGUGGAAAUUUCUGAUGUAAUGGAGGAUUCAUUUACUAUGAUGCCCUUUGCCUCUGGCAAGUCUACAAUGGAAGAAAACAUAGAGCCUUCAUUAAUGAAAGGGUUCAAAGCUCAGGAGACUCAGGUGGCAUUGCAGAGUAGUCUUGGCUCAGAUCCAGGUCCAAUAGGCAAGGAAGCAGACAAUCAGGCCACCAUAUAUCAAGGAUAUGAAGAUCAUAAAUCACAAAGGCACGGUAGCAACAACUCUGGGUUCAGCACACCAGAGAACCCUACUCUUGUAGAUGAUGAGGAUAUAUUCUCAAAAAUGGAAUCUUCCAGAAUUAGCAGGAAAUAUAAGAUGGGGUUAUCGUGCUCCGAUGCUGAGAUUGACUACAGGAGAGGAAGAAGCUUACGAGAAGGAAAGCGAAUGUGAUUUGGCAUGACUAAGAAUUAAUCAGUUGAGAACAUAUUAUCUGUUAUCUGUGUAUUAAUUUGUAGCUUUGUUUCAAAAAAAGAAAAAGAAAUUCUUUACUUGGGGUUGUCUAAUAGAUGGGAUGACCUAACUUAGAUCUAACCGAUUCUGUCCAUCGUGUUUGACCCGAUCUUACUGAUCAAUGAAUGUAGUCUCUUUCUUCAAGCAAGUUCA
Messenger RNA from Vigna angularis (adzuki bean), 2086 nucleotides. RefSeq lists its product as uncharacterized. Lineage: Eukaryota; Viridiplantae; Streptophyta; Magnoliopsida; Fabales; Fabaceae. The record is from RefSeq and is a predicted model, not a curated record.